AACGCUAACCCUCCUUGUAAAAAUAUUCGUUAUGAAUCUAAUAGUGUGUUGUGCCUAGCCGCCACUUAUCAUGAACGUCCGCGGUCUUUCUCGUCGCCUUUGGGUCUUCAAUAAGAAGUGGCCAGUCCAGCUGCACGUUGCGUGAGCGUUUACUCGGCGUCCUGGGCUUCAAUCACGCUUCUAUUUGUCAGUACUUUCUGCCUCCGGCUCCUACGCGGGCCGAUACCUAGCCUACAUUAAUAUGAUGCAUCUCCGACGCUCUCCAGCGUGCUCAAGCCAUGCACGGGCGGCUCCUGUGCCCCCGUGCCUGGUCCGCAGCGUCAGUAAGCGGCUGCCUACCAUUCGCGCCGCGUCGGCACGCCUACGCAUGUGCGUGUCCGUCCGCGCCGUCAACUCCGACGCAUUCCGUCCGAACGCUGCGCCACCUGUGGCUCGACCUGCUGCACAGCAGCUCGCUCCGCCGGUUAAGCAGCAUGAUUUCCUUGUGAUUGGAAGCGGCAUAGCUGGACUCACAUAUGCCUUGAAAGUCGCCGAGCAUGGAACUGUGGCCAUAAUCACCAAGGACAACGCCAACGAGGGAUGCACGCGCUACGCUCAGGGCGGUGUAUGCGCAGUGCUGGAUAAGAGUGACAGCGUCACCGAUCACGUUCGUGACACCGUUGUUGCCGGCGCCUUUCUCAAUGAUUUGCAGGCCGUGGAGGUUGUAUGCCGUGAAGGGCCCGCCCGUGUGCUGGAACUGGUCGAGCUUGGAGCCGAGUUUUCACGCAACCCAGAUGGAACCCUUCAUCUGACCAAGGAGGGUGGGCACAGCAACCGCCGGAUUGUGCAUGCGGCUGACCUGACUGGGGCUGAGAUUGAGCGGGCCCUCCUGGCAAAUGCUCGGGGUCACAAGAACAUUACUUUCUAUGAACAUCAUAUGGUCGUCGAUUUAGUCGUCGAUGAGUACGGCGGUGCUUUGCACUGCUUUGGUGCUGACGUGCUGGACCAGCGUGCAAACACUAUGACAAGGUUCUUGGGCCUGGCGACCAUGCUGGCGAGCGGUGGCGCGGGUCAGGUGUACCCUAACACAACCAACCCUCACGUAGCCACGGGUGAUGGCAUUGCUAUGGCGUACCGGGCUCACGCUAACGUCAGCAACAUGGAGUUCGUGCAGUUCCAUCCGACCGGUCUCUAUAACCCGUCCGGGACCGGCAGCGCAUUCCUAAUCAGCGAGGCUGUGCGCGGGGAAGGCGGCAUCCUUUUCAAUAUGAGGGGUGAGCGCUUCAUGGAGCAGUACGACGAGCGGUUAGAACUGGCGCCGCGUGACAUCGUUGCCCGGUCCAUUCACGACCAGAUGCUCCGCCACGGGAAUCCACACGUCCUACUGGACAUCAGCCAUAAGCCGCGGCAUGAUGUCCUGCACCAUUUCCCAAACAUAGCGGCUAAGUGCAUGGAGCUGGGUAUUGACAUCACGCAGGACCCAAUUCCUGUGCUACCAGUGCAGCAUUACACGUGCGGUGGCGUGAACACAGGACUACUGGGUGAGACCAACGUGCAGGGCUUAUAUGCGUGCGGCGAGGUGGCAUGCUCGGGUCUGCACGGCGCUAACCGACUCGCUUCAAAUUCCCUUCUGGAAGGGUUGGUAUUCGCGGAGCGUGCGGUCAAUCCGAGCGUUGCGCAUGCCGAGCACGCCCAGCGCAGCUGCAGUCGCCAGCUCCAUUACGCAGCGGCCAGCGCCGACUUCCGUGGCCCACGUGGUGCUCGCGAGCUUAACAGCGCGCUGGCGGAGUGGGUUGCGACGCGCCGUCAGGAGCUGCGGGACAUCAUGUGGCGGUGCUGUGGAAUAGUGAGGAGGUCCAAGGAGCUCAUGGCCGCUCGUGACUACGUGGUCUCCCUAUACAUUGAGGCAAAGGCCAUUUACAAGAAUUACGGUGUAAACACACAGCUUGUGGAGCUGCUGAACAUGGCCACGGUGGCGGAGCUAAUGAUUUCAUGCGCACUUCAGCGCAAAGAGAGCCGCGGCCUGCAUUUUAGUGCCGAUUACCCGUUCAUGGAUGAAUCACAGCGCCGGCCGAGUCUUAUCAACACAUCGUUCAAGUCGCGCUAUGACCUGUCCCCGUACAUGCGCAAUGUGCCAUCUGUGCUGCCCGCUGGCACAGGUGGCCCGGCAAGCGCGGCGCAGCCAAAGCGUGUAGCUCGAAAGCAGGUUCAGAGGGACCGUGAACUUGCUGUGCGUUCCACUCCACAGGACUUAUGAAAAGCUGUAAACCAAGGGAAGAGCAUGCACCGUGACCUUGCGGUUAGCGGCUUCAUUACGUGACGAAGUAAUAGGCGGUGCUUGAUUCUUCUGCAGGCCUGAGCGUGUUGAUGAGAGGCACACGACUGUGAUGCCUGGAUUGGGCAGCAGUCUGAAAGUCAAUUCAUGUAUGGUAUGUUGACGGCUGUAGUUUGCUGUGGGCGCUUUGGUGGUGCAAAUCUGAUGUGAUUGCGAUUGUACAUGCUAAGGAAAUGUGUAUGGAAAUGUGGUGUGCAAUCUUAGCCAACGAUAUUGUGCAGGCCGUACUGGCUUGUAAGACGUCUGUUGAG
Molecule: messenger RNA, 2565 nt
Organism: Volvox carteri f. nagariensis
Lineage: Eukaryota; Viridiplantae; Chlorophyta; Chlorophyceae; Chlamydomonadales; Volvocaceae
Gene: aso1
Product: L-aspartate oxidase
Exons: 5
Coding region: 242-2236 (664 amino acids)
Biological process (GO): NAD+ biosynthetic process
Molecular function (GO): L-aspartate oxidase activity
Source: RefSeq, a predicted model, not a curated record